Messenger RNA from Ichthyophthirius multifiliis, 866 nucleotides. RefSeq names its product short chain dehydrogenase family protein, putative. The record is from RefSeq and is a predicted model, not a curated record. NCBI's taxonomy places the organism in Eukaryota, Ciliophora, Oligohymenophorea, Hymenostomatida. The transcript has a single exon. The annotation marks the transcript as partial.
CUGUAAUUGUUUUCGGAGCAUCUCGGGGUAUAGGAGAAAAUAUGGCCUUUAAUUUAUUUGAAAAAAAAGGCUAUUGUUUAUGUAUUUUAGGAAAAACAUUACAUAGCAGCUAAAAUGGUAGUUUAACUGAUUUAAAAGAGAAAAUUAUUUAAAAAGGAGGUGAUUGUAUUGCUAUAAAAUGUGAUGUUUAAGAUGAAAAAUAGGUCUAAAAUGCACUUGAUACUGCUCGGGAUUAUUUUUCAAAGAAAAACGUGAAAAUAACGUGUAUGAUAUAUAAUACGGGUGCAAUUUUACAUGCUAAAGUUGAAGAAACUAACCUUAAAAAAUACGAUUUAUUACAUAAAGUAAAUGCAAGAGGGUGUUAUUUAGCAAUAUAAGAAACUUUAAAAAUCUUUAGGGAAACGCCUGCAUUAAAAUGUACAAUAAUAGUAUAAUCACCUCCUAUUUAUUAAAGAUUUUUUAGAGGAAAGACUAUAUAUGCUAUGUCGAAAAUCGCUAUGUCAGUACUAGUUAGGGGAUUAUCUUUUGAAUUGGAAAAUUCGAAUAUUUGCAUAGUUUCUAUUUGGCCAGCUACAGGAAUCGAAAGUGCAGCGACGGAAAAAUACGAUAAAAAGCUAUUAAGAAAAGCAGAUAUUAUGAGUGAAUGUGUUUUAAAAAUACUUGAAGAUGAAAAUAAAUAAAAAUUAAAUGGAAAAUUUAUAAUUGAUGAAGAUUAUUUAAGAGAAAAGGGUUAUGAAAAUUUCGAAUAAUUUAGGGCUUAAAAAAAUUUCGAACCACCAAGAAUGAUGCCAAAUACUUUUCCAGAUUUGAAAGUAGAUGAGGAAAAAAUUGAAGUAUUUAAUAUUAAUAAACAGAGUAAAUUAUGA